UUUAAGAAGACUUUGGGGUUGUGGGGGGUUGUGACAGCUGUCUGGCCAUGAGUAGGGCAGACCCUUGGCUCAGGACGGUGUGAUUAUGGACGCGAUGCUCACACCAGCACCAGUCAUGAGCAGAGAUGUCAACUGCACAGACCAUCUACUAGCACCGGGGGUCCCCUCCAUAACUUUUGCAUGGGGACUGUGGGCUGUCUUAGGGCUUGUGACAGUGCUGUUUCUCAUUUCACUGGCUGCACUCUUGUCCCAGUGGACCUCUCGUCGGAGCAAGAGCCAGGAGGGAGAGGGACGCUCUGGAGGGUCCGUGGAAGAAAUUCCCCUGUAUGGGAACCUGCACUAUUUACAGACAGGACGGCUGUCUCAAGAGCCAAGGCCAGAAGAGGAGGACCCAUCCUCUGGAGGCCCUGCCAGGGUGAGUCAGCUGGCUGAAGAAAAUGGGAGGGAAGAAAACGGGGACCGUUCCCGAGGGUCCAGAGAACGUCCAACAGCCUCGCAUAUUCAGGCUACAGAGGAGGUGAUGUGCUACACUAGCCUGCAGCUGCGACCUGCUCAAGGUCGGAUCCCCAGCUCUGGGACCCCCAUCAAGUACAGUGAGGUGGUGCUGGACUCUGAGCCAAAGCCCCAGGCCCCAGGCCCUGAGCCGGAACUCUAUGCCUCGGUGUGCGCCCAGACACGCAGAGCCCGGGCUUCCUUCCCAGAUCAGGCCUAUGCCAACAGCCAGCCUGCGUCCAGCUGAGGAGGACCUGGAACUGUGGACAACCAUGGCUCAGCUAAUGGUCAGGGACUCCUGCUGCCCUGGCUAGUGCAUGACUCUUCCCUACUGUUCCCAGGAUACCGAGCCAUUGUUUAGUGACUGGUGACCUAUCCUGAACUUCCUACGUUGCAAGGCAUCCCUCUCAGAGUAAGAAGGUUCCUGGCUUCCUGAGGAUGGAGUUGCAAAGGCAGACCCCUCCUCUCCACACACACACACACACACCUUUUCUGUGUGUUUCUGUAAGCCCCCAAACUCCCUGCUUCACACCUUUUCCUCCUUCCGGAGUUUAACCCGGUUCUCCAUCUCCCCUUCUGAGCUUAUCAGAUACCCCAUCAUCUCCUCAGACACAGGAAGUGGGCAGGGAGGAGGAAGUAAGAGCCAGAGAGGAUGUGGGUGGGUAUCAUGCAUGGGAGCACACAGGUGAAAGGCUCCUGGGGGUCUCAAGCCUGGUAUCUGGCCUGAAAACCCCGGACAAAGAAUGGGUUCCACAUUGCUGUCUUUGGUGUCCCCUGGUUUUCAAAUAAAACAUCUCAAAAGCGUU
Phodopus roborovskii (desert hamster) is the source of this 1298-nucleotide messenger RNA. RefSeq names its product signaling threshold regulating transmembrane adaptor 1 (gene Sit1). The transcript is spliced from 4 exons. Bases 86 to 739 code for a protein of 217 amino acids. Gene Ontology annotation, biological process: signal transduction; regulation of T cell activation; T cell homeostasis. Gene Ontology annotation, cellular component: plasma membrane. The record is from RefSeq and is a predicted model, not a curated record. NCBI's taxonomy places the organism in Eukaryota, Metazoa, Chordata, Mammalia, Rodentia, Cricetidae. Gene Ontology annotation, molecular function: kinase binding.